Messenger RNA from Closterium sp. NIES-65, 708 nucleotides. The record is from the annotation of a GenBank genome assembly. NCBI's taxonomy places the organism in Eukaryota, Viridiplantae, Streptophyta, Zygnematophyceae, Desmidiales, Closteriaceae.
AUGGCAAGGGGGGCAAGGGUGUUGGAGGAGACGGCGGGGGCGGCAGUGGUGGCGGUGGGGGCGGCGGAGGGGGUGGGGGUGGAGUCUGGUGUUGCUAUCUUUGAUCUUGACUAUGAUGCUAUCCUUGCUGCUAUGUAUGCUGUGACUAUUAGUGCUGAGGAUGACUUUUACAUGUGUGUUCCGCCCGACCCGGGCAUAGAGGCUGAUGCUCUAGGUGCUAGUGAGUCUGCUGCUCCAGGUGCUGGUGAGUCCGCUCUGUCAGGUACCGCGUCGGCUCAAGUCUUGCACACUUUCACCCUUGACUCGGGUGCUUCCCGUUCCUUCUUUCGCGACUGCACCACACUCACACCGCUCAGUCGGCCAUUGGCAGUCUCCCUGGCUGACCCCUCUGGGGGUCCGGUCCUUGCACACUCCUCCACCGUCCUGCCGUGUCCGGCAGUCCCGUCUGGCUCUCUGUCUGGCCUCCACCUCCCCUGGUUCUCCACGAACUUGGUGAGUGGAGCUGACCUUAUGGACGCGUGGGUUGAUCAGUUCACUCCUGGAGGUCAGCGGGUGACCCAAUGUUCGUGUACUCGGACAGGCCGGCACCUGGCCACGUUCACCCAUCAGCCUGGGUCGAGCCUGUACACCCUGAUUUCCGUGUCUCCUUCGGUUGCUGAGUCUGGUCAGGUAGCCGCGUCGGGUCAGGUGUUUGCUGCAGCAUCUUAG